Exophiala dermatitidis NIH/UT8656 is the source of this 603-nucleotide messenger RNA. RefSeq lists its product as uncharacterized. The record is from RefSeq and is a predicted model, not a curated record. Bases 1 to 603 code for a protein of 200 amino acids. NCBI's taxonomy places the organism in Eukaryota, Fungi, Ascomycota, Eurotiomycetes, Chaetothyriales, Herpotrichiellaceae. Gene Ontology annotation, biological process: iron-sulfur cluster assembly. The transcript has a single exon.
AUGGAAGACGGAAAGAACGCCAACCCUCUCAUUCUCAACCCUUCAGACUUGCCGACGCGGAGACGACGGCCAUCAACACGAAAAAAUCACUCUGUCGGGGAUGUGACCUUUGCCUAUCCCGCGCCAUCAUUCGACAAUGAUCCAUUCAUGCGGUCUUCAAGCCCCUCGUCGAUAGAGGGAAGCGACAGUGAUGCGGAGGAUGAGCCGAUUGAUGCGCAAGAAAUAUAUGACUUAAUUGCUACAAUGUCAGACCCCGAACAUCCCAUCACGCUGGGGUCGUUGGCCGUCGUAUCGCUCCCCGAUAUAUCGAUCAAGCCCACCAUUCCGAGCCGGCCCAACUCCAAUCUCCAGACCGUCACCGUCUUGAUCACACCCACAAUACAACAUUGCAGCUUGGCCACCGUGAUAGGCUUAGGAGUGCGGGUGCGGUUGGAGGAAUCUCUGCCACCAAGAUUCAGGGUGGACGUACGGAUAAAAGAAGGCACACAUUCUACUGCAGACGAGGUGAAUAAGCAAUUGGCCGAUAAGGAGAGAGUAGCGGCGGCACUAUGGAACCCGACUCUACAGAGCUUCAUCAAGAAAAUGCUCGAAACAUGUGAAUGA